Messenger RNA from Rhagoletis zephyria (snowberry fruit fly), 1324 nucleotides. The record is from RefSeq and is a predicted model, not a curated record. Lineage: Eukaryota; Metazoa; Arthropoda; Insecta; Diptera; Tephritidae.
AUGGUGAAGCUGGACGCCAGCCAGCUGCGCUACCUGACACGCGACCACUUUCGCGCGCUCACCGCCGUGGAGAUGGGCAUGCGAAACCACGAGCUGGUGCCGCGGGCGCUGGUGUACUCGAUCUCGGGCAUCAACAACGGCUCCUCCAUCAACUCCGUCCUCCUCUACCUGUGCGACAAGAAGCUGCUCACCUUUGAGCGCGGCAAGCGGUACGACGGCUACCGGCUGACCUACAGUGGUUACGACUUCCUGGCGCUCAAUGUCCUCCGCGCCAGAGGCGUCAUCUCCUCCAUCGGCAACCAGAUCGGCGUCGGCAAGGAGUCGGACGUCUACGUCGCCUCCAACGACGAGGGCCGCCUCUUUGCGGUGAAGUUGCACCGCCUCGGGCGGACCUGCUUCCGCAAGGUCUCCGAGAAGCGGGACUACCAGCGGAAGGGCGCCUCCCACAAGGCGGCCAGCUGGAUCUACCUCAGUCGGCUGGCGGCCAUUCGCGAGUACGCCUUCAUGAAGCUGCUCCACGAGCGGCAGCUGCUGCCCAUUCCCGAGCCGGUGGACUACAACCGGCACGCCAUCGUCAUGGAACUGAUUGACGGACGACUGCUGAAUCACAUCAGUCGGGAGGAUUUAGUUGGAGAAGAUGGAAAUGAGGAGAAGAUCGAGCAGCUCUACGAGAAGCUGAUGGCCAUCAUCAUGAAGCUAGCCAAUGAGUUCGGCGUCGUCCACGGCGACUUCAACGAGUUCAACAUUCUGCUGCGCAACAAUGAGGGCCGCGACCCGGUGAUGAUCGACUUUCCGCAGAUGGUCUCAGUGGGCCACGAGCUAGGGCCGACGUACUUUGAGCGGGACGUCGGCUGCAUCGUCGACUUCUUCGUGAAGCGCUUCAACUUCGAGUCGGACAGUGCACCGGCCUUUGAGGCGCUGGAGAUUUCCGAAUCAACUAGCGAGCUAAAGCAGCUCGCCGACCUGCUCGACGACGAGGCGACCCUGCUGCAGCACAUUGAAAAGGAGAAAGGUGGUGGCGGUGAUGGUGGUAAAUCCGAAACACUUCAAGAAGAGGAGGUCCAACAACAGCAAACUCUCGCAGAGCCUCAGGACAUGCUCUCCAAGUUCCUCAACAGUCUGCCCAGCAGCAGCAACCACAACACCAACAGCACAGAUAAAACUGGAAAAAUCGAGGAGUCCUCGCCGCCGCUCUACUACGAGCAGAUGAACGACGCGCUGAUCGCCGAGGCGCAGGAGAAGCUGCUGCUCGAGGGCGGCAAGCUCGCCGAGCUGACGCUUUCCAGGGAGGCUGAAGAGCGUGACACCUUCCCCGAAGACCACA